AUGCUCGGAGCGCGCGCGUCGUUCACGACGAGCGCGACCUCCGCCCGCAUCCGCAGCGUAACCUCCUCCCGCGCGUUCGCGUCCCCGUCGAGAGCGCUUCUCGCCAUGGGGAGAUCGAAGAAAGAGCGAGGGAAACAGCGCGUCGCGACGAAAUCCGCGACGCAAGCGAGCGCGAACCCGCACGACGACGACGCGCCGGAGCUCCCGGACUACGACAUCGUGACCAUGGGCCCUCUGGACGUCUCCGCGGUAGCCUUGAGCGUGAAAGGAUGGACGGGCGGGAGCGACGACGCGAACGCGUACGUCGCCGCGAUCGAUCGCGGGUACCUGCUCAUCGGCGCCGCGUCCCCCGAGGAGCUGCGCCUCGCGAAAGAGUACGAAGGGUACUGGUCCGUCUCCGAGGCCGCGGAGUUGCCCGGGGUGCGAGCGCCGAUGACGUACGCGAUCGUCGACGUCGACGACGCGAGCGGCGGCGGCGGGACGGUGAAGGACAUCCUCCAAGCGCACACGAUCGCCGCGGGCGGGUGCGAGCCGGACGUGUUUUGCCUCCGCGCCGACCCGGGGGAGGAUGGAGAAAACGUCGCGCGACUCGCGGAGGGGAUCGUCGCCGCGUGGGAGCUCGGCGCGUGCGGGAACGUCAUCGCCGUGGACGGGUUCAACGGGGACGCGGUCGGUAAGCUCGUGGACGCGCUGAAGGACACCCCGGAGAUCAAGGUGGCGUUCAAUCGCGUCGCGUUCUCGCUCGCGGACCGAUCGGCGUUGGAAAACGGCGACGUCGACGCGUGCAAAUCGCGCGGCGUCGGCGUGCUCGCGGUCGAUCCCCUGGGCGAGGGAUCCAGGGUCACGAACGUGACGCACGCGGAGUGCGACCAGGCGCAGUGCCGCCUCCUCGCGUUCUUAGGUUCGAUGGUGGGCGGCGGCGUGCAGAAAUCGCCGACGCAAGUGGGCGUGAAUUACGUCGUGAGCAAAGGGAUCGUGCCGGAGAUUGAGACGAGGUACGGAUCCGUCGCGUGGGAAUGCGGCGGCGCGAUGCUGUGGCGGUUAGACGAGAACGCGUUAGGGAUCUUAGACGAGCGCGCGGACGCGGUCGCCGCGGGAGAGAGCGGCGUGGACGCGGAGACCGCGGAGGCUGCGGAGGAGCUGAGGGGUGAAGUAGAAGGAGGGAAGCCCUGAUGAUCCGAGAGAAACUUUUCC
Micromonas pusilla CCMP1545 is the source of this 1194-nucleotide messenger RNA. RefSeq lists its product as uncharacterized. The record is from RefSeq and is a predicted model, not a curated record. The transcript has a single exon. Bases 1 to 1173 code for a protein of 390 amino acids. NCBI's taxonomy places the organism in Eukaryota, Viridiplantae, Chlorophyta, Mamiellophyceae, Mamiellales, Mamiellaceae.